Messenger RNA from Trematomus bernacchii (emerald rockcod), 4179 nucleotides. RefSeq names its product transcription initiation factor TFIID subunit 4-like. Bases 1 to 2850 code for a protein of 949 amino acids. The record is from RefSeq and is a predicted model, not a curated record. Lineage: Eukaryota; Metazoa; Chordata; Actinopteri; Perciformes; Nototheniidae. Gene Ontology annotation, cellular component: transcription factor TFIID complex. The transcript is spliced from 16 exons. Gene Ontology annotation, biological process: DNA-templated transcription; transcription initiation at RNA polymerase II promoter. Gene Ontology annotation, molecular function: protein heterodimerization activity; RNA polymerase II general transcription initiation factor activity; DNA binding.
AUGCGUCUCACGAGCAAGCGCGACUGGGCAAAGAUGGCGGCGGGCUCCGAUUUGCUUGAUGAUGUUUUCUUCAACACAGAGGUGGACGAAAAAGUAGUAAGUGAUGUAGUGGGAUCUCUGGAGUCUGAACUAACUGGAGCAGGGCCCACCAACACAACGAUCAGGGUUCAGUUUGCAGCAAAUCACCUCGGAAACUCAGCUGUAAUUAGUCAUUCCAAUGUUCAGUGCAGCAAAAUGGGACUUUCACAACAAGAGCUCGCUAAAGCAGGGACAGGAGUGCAAGGAGGUGUCAUUAGCAGUACGGGGUCCCCGGGUUCAAGUAUGGAUGGAGCCGCCGGGAACACAUUGAGUAUGACAGCCGCUCAGACUCAGCCUAAACCGGGGACAGCUAGCGGAGUCGUUACGGUGGUAUCGGGUGCAACAUCUGGUGUGGAUAAACCUGCAACUACUGCUGUGCAAACUCUGAAUGGAAGUGCUGUGUUGAUGAACUGUAAUGUCACCGGAGGCCGUGGCAGCAAAACCUCACAGUCAGCUGUCACACUUGUAAACAAUGGACCUGUUUCUGCGAGUAGAGAAGGCGCAACAGUUUUGUCUGCAAAUAAUAUAAUACGAACUUCUUCGACGAGUGCGCAGCAUGUUGUGAUUUCGUCUCAGCCAUCAGUAAAAAGUGUACCCACUGUCACGCUUCUGAGGCCACCUAUGCAAACUCCCACUAACCCGUCUCACACCGUGUUAACAUCACCCACUAGCACGACCGGCUCGCUUAUCAACAAAUUCGACUCCACACAAACUAUAAUGCAGGCUGUUGCGACAGGGACACCAGCCACCAUGAGGAGUCCGACUGUUUUGCAAAAUGUGAGGACUUCAGUACCUUCAACAAUCGCUGCCACUCCUCCUGCUGGAAUACGAGCUAUUGCUCCACAGGUGUUGGCCCCACGACUCACCCAGCCCCAACAAAACACUCCAAAUAUCCAAAACAUCCAGCUCCCUCCAGGUAUGGUUUUGGUCCGCAGUGAGAGUGGGCAGCUGCUGGUGAUUCACCAGCAGACCUUGGCUCAGAUGCAGGCUCAGACGCAGUCCCAAAGCGCCAUGACCCCCCGACCUGCAGCCCCCUCCAGCACUCCGCCUGUCCAGAUCACUUCUCUUCAGGCUCCGGGCGCGUCCCUGCUGCCUCGUCCUGUCCCCCCCACCACCAUCAUUAAACAGGGUACCACAGUCCAGACAACUGUAGCAGCCUCCACCACACUGCAGAGGCCUCCAGUACUGCAGAACACCAUCAUGCUGGGAGGAACGUCUGCCUCCACGGGACAGCCGAUAGGAGCCCCCACCCCGGUGCAGCCUGGAUGUGCAGUUACACAGAGGGGGAAUGGGACCCCUGUCCCUCCAACAGCUAUCUCAGCUGAGACCCUGGAGAAUGUAAAGAAGUGUAGAAACUUUCUGUCCACGCUGAUCAAGUUGGCCUCUAGCGAAAAACAGUCUUCUGAGACUUCGGCCAACGUGAAGGAGCUGGUCAAGAACUUACUGGAAGGGAAGAUGGAGCCUGAAGAUUUCACCAGUAGGUUGUACCGGGAGCUCAACUCCUCGCCUCAGCCGUACCUUGUGCCUUUCCUGAAGAGGAGCCUCCCAGCGCUGCGUCAGCUGACCCCAGACUGCGAGGCCUUCAUCCAUCAGAGCCUGCUGCCUCUGCCCAGCAAUCAGCCUGCAGCUGCCUCCACCGCCCUCACCGCCGUGGUGCUGAGACCCCCCCUCUCCACGGCCCCCACCAUGGCCACCAGCACCGCCGGGGCCAAAACUACAGUCAUCAGCCUCACUCAGACUCCUCACAGUAAACCUGCACUGAUGGUGCCACAGCAACAGAUGAUAGUGAGGCCCCAGGUGACGCUGGCUCAGUCUCCCAUGGUAACAGUCAGAGGACAAUCCCAUAGCCGGAUCAUUGUGGGCCAGCCGCAGAUGGCCAAACCGCUCCAGACAGCAGUGAGGCAGACGUUUACUCCCAUGGUCAGAGCAGGGCAGGUGGUCAGUCAGACGCCUCUCAGUGCUGCUCAGAGGCUCAAGGAAGCAGGAAGGGGAACCUUCAGGGAUGACGAUGAUAUCAAUGAUGUGGCCUCGAUGGCAGGAGUCAACUUGUCGGAGGAGAGUGCCCGUAUCUUAGCAACCAAUUCUGAGCUUGUUGGCACGGUGACUCGGUCCUGUAAGGAUGAGGCCUUUCUCUCCCCCUCGAUACUCACCCGGAGAGCUCUGGAGAUUGGUAAGAAGUUCGGUGUCAGCGAGUUGGGGACAGAUGUGAUAAACUACAUUUCCUACGCCGCACAGCAGCGACUCAGACACCUGCUGGAAAAAGUUUCACAAGUGGCGCAGCAUAAAAACACAACCUUCAAGGAGGAAGAGCGCUGCGAGCAGGUCACCGAUGUGCGAACCCAACUUAAAUUCUUUGAGCAGCUGGAUCAGAUGGAGAAGCAAAGGAAGGAAGGGCUGGAGAGGGAGAUUCUGUUGAAGGCUGCUAAGUCUCGGUCACGGCAAGAGGACCCCGAGCAGCUGAGACUCAAACAGAAGGCCAAAGAGAUGCAGCAGCAGGAGCUGGCUCAGAUCAGACAGAGAGAAGCCAACCUAGCGGCGCUGGCAGCUAUCGGCCCGAGGAAAAAACGGAAAAUGGACUCUCCUGUUAGAGGAGCCAGUGCAGAGGGCUCGGGGGCGGGCCCCUCUCAGCCCGGCGGCUCCAGUGCAGCGAGCUCCAGACAGUUUAUGCGACAGCGCAUUACCAGAGUCAACCUCAAGGACCUGCUGUUCUGUCUGGAGAAUGAAAGAGAGACCAGUCGCUCUAACCUGCUUUAUAAAGGCUUCCUCAAAUAGCACCUGCAUUUGAAAGACUAGUGUCGCUCAGUGGCAUUAAGGAAGCCGAGUUGUUUUGUCAGAUCGGACCCACUCAGCCGGUUCUUUCUUUGAUCAUCCCGCUGCUGAAUGAAGAGUCGUCAGUGUGUGGGUGGAGAAUUAUCUGGAACAAAGAGCAGACGUCGUCUUUUAGAAGCCUCUUCAAGCAAAGGGCUUUUGUAUUUUCAGAGGUGCAAAUAUUUGACUUCAGCCCUGAUUUCAGUGUGCCUCUCAGCUCGGGUAGCUCUUUAAAAACCAGUUGCACCAAACUACACUCCAGUCAUACACUGCCUCACGCUGCACACAAGAAACACGUCUUUAUUGAACGCAGCAUCUCAGACGCAGAGACCGCGUCAGUGUCUUUCACACUGGCAUCGUGUUGUAGCAGCAAUCCUCUGUAGAGUGGUUCUAUCAGCCUGAUUUACAAACCUGCAGUAAUGUGCUAACUUUCUGUUGGCGUAGACUCUCUGUUUAUUUAAGUUCCUAACAGGGAUUUUAAUUAAUCACACAUUCAUACUAUAUUUGAUCACAGCCUGUGGAUUGUUUUACAUAGACUAACCUCGACUAGCCUUGCCAUCUGCUCAGUUGCCUUCUUAACAAACGAAGCCAUAUUAGAACGUGUUGAUCAGCUUCAGUAACUUCAUCUAUCCAUCAGCUCUCUCUCUCGUCUUUGUCGUUUUGUUGCAUGCUCUCUUUGUUUCGUCUUUGCUUGAUUGGAAGCAGACAUGACAGUUGAUUUGUCAUGUCUGGUGCAUGAUGUAAUCAAAGGUAGUUGGUAUUUGAACUCCCGCCCUAAUGUUUUCAGUGAGUUCCCAACACAGUGGUUGAAAGCAAAAUAUACCACCUUUUAAUACAAAGACUACAUAUACUUUACAUUUCUAUCAAUCAUCUCUAGAGCACACCGUACUGGUUGAGAUUUGUCCCAACUUUGCAGCAGUCAGCAUAUGACGAUAUAACAUUUAACUACAAGAACUGAAACUUGUAUUAAUGUUAACAUCCACUGCUAAUUGUAUUUCUGCACUGCACUUCUGGUAUGUUAUUGUAUGGGUAGCAAGCUUGUCAUGUGUUGAUAUACAAGAGCCGGGAGAGGUAAUGAAAGAUUUACAUUCUGAAAAUAGUUUGGCUCUGUGUAAAUUGUUAUGAGGAAACUAUGAAGUAAUUGUUCUGCCUUUCAUUAGUGUCAUUUAAAAGGUGAUAGUCUUUUCAGAGAAGAGUGUGAUGUUAAAGGUGGGGUAGGUAAGUUUGAGAAACCGGCUCGAGAUCGCUAGAAUUUGAAAAUACACAACCGGAGAAAAUCUGCCACUUCCUUAC